GUUAACAAGUCAGUGUGGAGUUAAACGCGCAGGAGAAAAGACCUAUUAAAAAUAUAUAGUACAAUUUGGAAAGGGGAGUUGUUAUGCAAGAUAAUAUUUUCAAGCCUUUGCCAUGGCUUAUGUUGGUUAUAGCCGUAUUCUGGAGUUGGCAGCUAAAUGUUUUGGCCCUGCAAAAGGUCGAACCUCGUCACGAAACCUGCAACAAUGAACAGCGAUACGAAAACCAGGUGAUGUGCGAGGGCAAGGACUUUGGUGCUUUGGUACCGUAUCCGGAUAACUGUAGUUUGUUCCUAGUUUGCGACUGUCUCUAUCCGACGGUGAAGUUGUGUCCCGCAAAUCUCUGGUGGGAUAAUGGGACUCAGCAGUGUAAUUAUCCCCAAGCUGUAGAAUGUAUCUACUACUCGAUUGACACGCCAGAACCUACGGAUGGAACUACUCGAUUUACGCCAGAACCAACAUCCAGUACGCAAAAGAUAACGUCAGAACCCACAGAACCACCAUCUAGCACGGCAAAGAUAACGACAGAAAGUACCACCGGAACCAGUACACAGAUAACCACUGAAACGUCCUCUACCCCCUCAAUUUACCACCCAACAACCAGUUGGGAUCCACCACCGGCACCACCGGGAAUUUCAGAUGACUACUGUCGCAAUAAGGAGGAUGGCUCGGUACAUUAUUAUCCUUAUGACUGCCAGGCCUAUAUAAACUGCACUUACGGCUGGCCCGUGCUAAAUUACUGCAUUGAAGACAAGGUAUUCAAUAAGUACCUUGGCAUUUGCGAUACUCCCGAUAUGGCGGAUUGCGAGGAGCUGCCCCUUCCUACAACCACAACAGAAAUGCCGCCCACUUCAACGACUGAGAAGGAUGAGAUUUGCGGUCCAACGCCGGAGGGAAUUGAAGAGGAUUAUUGUGUGCCGAAGGGAAAUGGUUUCUAUGAGUAUCCUUACAAUUGCAGUGGGUACUUGGCCUGCAAGAAUGGUUGCACAGAUUUGGAUUACUGCCAACCGGAUAAACUCUUUAAUAAUUGGCUGCACAUCUGCGAUACACCCGAUUCGGUGUGGUGUGACCCCCUGCCAUUCCCCACCACUCCGGGAACAACCAAAAAACCAACUACGCCUUCAAUCACGACCACUCCUUCAAUCACCACCACAACUCCUUCAACGCCUACAACACUGCCUUCUGAUGGGUCUACAACUGAUAUUCAUUAUAGCACCACAGAAGAGAUUGUAACCACUACCGCUGGACUUCCCUCUGAUGUCGAUCCAAAUGAUUGUAAGGAUGAAAAGGACGGCACUGUUUUUGCCUACAUAGGCAAUUGUUCGGAGUACUUGAUAUGUAAAGACAAUCAAGUGCAAAUGGGUUAUUGUCCUCCUAAUACACUCUUCAAUCCCGAUUGGCUUGUAUGCGAUGAGCCAGUUGAUGUUGUGUGCCUUGGAGAUCGCACCACGACUCCAAUUCCAACCACCACACCAACUACUUCUACUGAAAAAACCACUCCUACCACGACUACCACCACAGUGGCCACAACUUUGGGCCCAGAUCAGCUUUGCGAUGGUCAGGAGUUGGGAGCUUCGUUCGCUUAUCCGGAUGAUUGCAGCAAGUAUUAUCUUUGCUUGGGCGGCGGACAAUGGACCCUGGCACCCUGCAUUUACGCCAGUUAUUUUGAUCCCAGCACAGGUCAGUGUGGACCUGAUGUGUCACCCGAUGCGUGCAAACCAUCACAAGUCACAACCACAACAACAACAACAACGACAGAGACCACAACAACCGAAAGAGAUACCAACCCCAAGUCCACAACCACCGAAAGGACAACCACAACUGUGGCCCCGAAAACUGGUAUUUGCGGUGGUCGGAAUGAGAACGAGAAUAUUGCUUAUCCAAAUAACUGCACCAAGUAUAUUGUGUGCGUUUCGCCAAUUCCCAUAGCCUUCUUCUGUCCCGAUGAGACAUUCUUUAGUUCCAAGUUACAGAAGUGCAUUGAUGAUUGGGAAGAAAGUGAUUGUGAGGGUGAUCAAAGCACCACGACUCUAGAACCAGGCUAUACAAGACCUCCUCCGGAACCGACCAUGUGUACAAAUAGUAGUCGGGAUACAUUCCCAUAUCCGGAUAACUGUCAAUGGUUCAUACGCUGUGUGGAUGACUACAUAUACAUGAUGGACGUCUGUAAUUGCGGGGAGUACUAUGAUCCAAUUACUGAAAAAUGCGGAGCGGAUGUUCCUUCAGAUGCCUGUCGAUGGGACUACACCUCAACCACAUCAACUACCAGUGAGACGACAACGCCCACAGCGGUUACGAGACCGCCACCGCAGAAAGGACCAUGUGACGAUGUCGAAGAUGGGGCCCUUGUCGCCUAUCCCAACGAUUGUUCGAAGUACAUUCAGUGCGAUAGACCCAUUGCGGUUGCCUUUGAAUGCGACAAAGGAGAUGAGUUUAGUGUGGAGCUCGGCAAGUGUGUUGAUGCUUCACUCGCCAAUUGUUCGAUUACAACCACUGCUAAGCCAUCGGAGUCGACGACUACACCAACAACGUCCUCCGAACCAUCAACGGGAUCUUCUACAGAAUCAUCCACAGAAUCAACAACAGAAUCAACGACAGAAUCAACUACAGAAUCAACAACAGAAUCAUCUACAGCAUCAACAACAGAAUCAUCUACAGGACAAUCAACACAGUCAUCAACAGAAACUACAGAAUCAUCUACAGUAUUAUCUACUGAAACUUCUGAAUCGCCUUCAACAAUUUCAACACCACCAGCAUCUACUACAAUGGAACCAGGAACAACUACACCGGAAGCUUCUACAACUGCCAAGCCGGCAGAGGGAAUUUGUGAAGGCAAGACAGACGACUCUUUGGUACCCUACCCGAGAAACUGUAGCAAGUAUAUAAAGUGCCAAUAUCCAAUACCAGUUGGUUACGAUUGUUCGGAUGGUUUGGAGUUUAGUCCCACGGAAUUGACUUGCAUGGAUCCCGAACUUGCUGGCUGCAGCACUAAGUCAACCACACCAGGGCUUACAACUUUAAGUACACAAGCUUCGUCUACACCGGUAACAACAGUUUCAACAACACCCAAGACAACCACUACAGAAAUGCCAACUACUCCAAAGACCACUACUACCGAGUCAACCACAAUCCCAACAACAACCACAGAUUCAACCACUCCCCAAACAACUACAACAGAAUCAACAACUUCCAAGACAACUACCACAGAAUCAACGACAAUUUCAACAACCCCAACGACAACUGAGCCAACAACUCCAAAAACCACUACUACCGAGUCAACCACAAUCUUAACAACAACCACAGAAUCAACUACAGCUUCAACCACUCUCCAAACAACUACCACAGAAUCAACGACAGUUACAACAACUCCAAAGACUACUACUACCGAGUCAACGACAAUUUCAACAACCCCAACUACCACAGAAUCUACGACAAUUUCGACCACCCCAACGACAACAAAGCCAACAACCGUUUCAACAACUCCAAAGACAACAACCACCGAAUCGACAACAGUGUCAACAACAACUGAAUCGACAACCACUGUUCCUACCCCAACAACUCUAGAUCCGUACACCCCCAAUAUCUGCUGUGGCCAAGCUCUUGGAACUCUGCUUCCGUAUCCCAAUGAUUGCAGCCGCUAUGUCGUUUGUGACUACCCCAUUCCAUAUGCCGUUGAUUGCGAUGAGGGAACGAUCUUCGAUGAUAAACUUCUUCAAUGCACCUCUGUGCCCAAUGAAAGGUGUCUUUUCAUUGAAUUUUAAAAAAAUAUAUUAAUAAAGCAUAAAUCACAGCAAUAA
Drosophila sechellia is the source of this 3794-nucleotide messenger RNA. Its product is annotated as mucin-5AC. The record is from RefSeq and is a predicted model, not a curated record. The transcript has 2 exons. Gene Ontology annotation, molecular function: chitin binding. Gene Ontology annotation, cellular component: extracellular region. Bases 84 to 3758 code for a protein of 1224 amino acids. NCBI's taxonomy places the organism in Eukaryota, Metazoa, Arthropoda, Insecta, Diptera, Drosophilidae.